Molecule: messenger RNA, 807 nt
Organism: Rodentolepis nana
Lineage: Eukaryota; Metazoa; Platyhelminthes; Cestoda; Cyclophyllidea; Hymenolepididae
Source: the annotation of a GenBank genome assembly
AUGGAAAUUGAUCCCAAUUUGAAUGUCACGGAAUUAGAAGAAGAUGUAGCAGGUUCCGAAGAAGCUUCCCGUUCUGCAGAUCUUCGUAGAACUAUGUCAAGUUUGAUGAAUGCCAUUCCUGGUAUUGACGAGUACAUGUCUUAUACUGAAGUUUUUCGUCUUGUCCGAUCUCUGGAUUACUCUGUUGUGGUCUUUGACACCGCACCCACUGGUCACACAUUGCGUCUCCUCGCUUUCCCUGAACUAGUCGAGAGUGGAAUGAACAAACUUAUGAGGAUCAAGAACUCCAUCGCCCCGAUGCUCAAUCAAAUGAUGUCUUUCCUGGGUGUUGGAGGUCAAGGUGGUGUUCUUCCGCCAGAAGAAUUCUCCCAAGCUAUUGAGGAGAGACUUCCAAUUGUCAAAGAGAUCACCCGGCAAUUCAAAGAUGCCAGUCAGACUACCUUCGUCUGUGUUUGUAUCGCGGAAUUCCUUAGUAUGUAUGAGACUGAGAGGCUUGUCCAAGCUCUAGCUGAACAGGAGAUUGAUAUCCGCAAUAUAAUUGUUAAUCAACUCCUCUUCCCCAACUUAGAGAAUAAAGAUGACAAAUCGCUAAUGGAAUUGGAUGUGCCAACCGACUGUACAAUGUGUAAAGCACGGCAUAGGAUUCAGUCGAAGUAUCUUGAACAAAUACUUGAUCUCUACGACGAUAUGCAUGUUAUUCAACUGCCUCAGCUGGAACAGGAAGUUAGAGGGAAGGAGAGGAUAUGUGCCUUCUCGAAGUACCUACUAUCAUCUUUUGAGAGGCCUCCACAAAAUGUGAAACAUUAA